AUGCAACCAGCAGAAGACGCUGUACAACGCGAGUUCAAAUAUCUUGUUCUUAACUAUUUACAAAAAGAGGCUGAUGAAGUUUCUGCGAAUGCGUAUGCGUCAUGUACAAAGAUAUACUUUGACAAAGACUAUUUUCUUCGUCUGAUUGUCACCGACCAAGUCGAAAAAGCGGACGAGUUGUUAACGCGAUACGUCGACAUCAAGAAUGAAAGUGAGUUGUUAGCGCUUCUUGAAGUCAAAAAGUUCUUACUUUUCCGAUGUGUUUUAGAGAACAAUUUAAUACAAAUCCGAACAAUUGUCGAUUCGUUAAAACUGAUCGAAGGGGGCAACAACAUACACGUCAGGAUGUUACUUACAAAACUUUUUUUGGAUGUCAACCCAUUCACCGACGAAGCAUUUCAACCGUAUCUCACACAUGACAUAUUCAGAAAGACUGUGUUAGGUCCUCGUGUACUUUUAUAUUUGGAGAAGAGUCCAAAUUUCCAGAAUAUAAUGACAUUACCACCAAUGCAAGAUAAUAUUCUCAAGAAACUCGUGUCGAACGGCGUCAGGUAUGACCAUAUCAAAAUUUGUUCCGGGAAGCCUAGUGAUAAAAUCGAGAUUCUUUCAUUGUUGGAACAAAAACACAGUUGCGAUGGGAAGAAGUAA
Messenger RNA from Entamoeba invadens IP1, 648 nucleotides. RefSeq lists its product as hypothetical. The transcript has 2 exons. Lineage: Eukaryota; Evosea; Mastigamoebida; Endamoebidae. The coding region runs from base 1 to 648 and encodes 215 amino acids. The record is from RefSeq and is a predicted model, not a curated record.